AUAUAAACCUAACACGUCAGACGUCAUUCAUAACAGUGUGGCUUGCAGUUUGUAUUGUACUAAUCAUUCGUGAUUUUGGUGUUUUCGUAUAUCCUGAUAAAAGUAUUUUAAAUUUCAACCUCAAAUAUGGUCCACAAAAAGAUUACCAUGGAAGGAUCUUUAUUCGAGCCUACCCUAUAUAUUGUGAAGGGUAUGUGCAUACUAGACAAUGAUGGCAACAGAAUCCUCGCCAAGUACUACGACAGUGACAUCUUGCCCACAACAAAGGAGCAGAAGGCGUUUGAAAAGAACCUGUUUAACAAAACACACAGGGCAAAUGCUGAAAUUAUAAUGUUGGACGGCCUAACCUGCGUCUACAAGAACAAUGUUGAUCUAUUCUUCUAUGUCAUGGGCAGUUCACAUGAGAAUGAGUUAAUUCUGCAAUCAGUGUUGAAUGCACUAUACGAAUCUGUCAGCAUCCUGCUUAGAAGAAAUGUCGAGAAGAGGAUAAUUCUGGACAACUUGGAUGCUGUCAUGCUGGCAUUUGACGAGAUUUGUGAUGGGGGUGUAAUCCUGGACUCGGACCCCACCUCGAUAGUGUCCAGGGCGGCUCUCCGCACCGAGGACGUGCCGCUCGGCGAGCAAACCGUCGCUCAGGUUCUACUGAAUUUAAUGAAUAACAAUUAUUAGCUUCAAGAAAUGGCACCACGAAUUUGUUUUACCUAUUUUUUUUCUAUUAACAUUUGAUUAUAUGUUCUAUGAUUAAAUAGUUUUAUUUUUUAUACA
Messenger RNA from Zerene cesonia (dogface butterfly), 765 nucleotides. RefSeq names its product coatomer subunit zeta-1 (gene zetaCOP). Gene Ontology annotation, biological process: intracellular protein transport; intra-Golgi vesicle-mediated transport; retrograde vesicle-mediated transport, Golgi to endoplasmic reticulum. Bases 127 to 669 code for a protein of 180 amino acids. Lineage: Eukaryota; Metazoa; Arthropoda; Insecta; Lepidoptera; Pieridae. The record is from RefSeq and is a predicted model, not a curated record. The transcript has 6 exons. Gene Ontology annotation, cellular component: COPI vesicle coat.